AUAUAGGUGCUUGAUGGUUCCCCAGAGAUGAAAGUGAGCACAACACCUUAAACAAAACAUCAAGAUGGAAUUCUUGAUUCAUGAUUGAUAUAUAUGAUCUUAGACUAAAAAAUUGGGGUAUGACAUUAAUAUAUAUUUACUAUUUUAUCUAAAAAAUAAUAUUUCUUAAUUAGUGUACAAACUUUAAAGGAUAAAAUAUGAGUGAUGGAAAUAGCAAGAAUUUAUUUGGAAGAACUGGGACCGGUGAGGAAUUAUUGGGCGGUGCAUGAGGUUGACCGGAAGUGAGAUGCUGUGAGUGAAAAGAAAAAAUUCAAGUCCAUCCAGCCAUAAGUGAGUGAGUAAAGCAGAUACAGAUAAUAAAAAUGGCUGUGUCUUGCGGGGGACUAAUCAUUUUGAUUGCCUCUGCAAUAAUAAUAAUUGGGUAUGUCUUGGAAAUUCCGUACCCUCCUUCAUGCCCCAUUCCAUUAGAACAACCCUGCGGAAUAGUAUACAACAAAUCUUCAAUUUCCUUCGGAGAGGGCUGUGGAACUCCCAGUUUCGAAGUAAUAUGUGAAAACAACAAAUCAGUAAUUUACUUCAACUAUGGCAAACGUCUCGCCAAAGCCAUUAUAGCCUCUCCAAAUUCCUCCUCAUUCCUUUACAUCAUGACUGGAGUUAGUUCUGAUAAUAACUUCCCUACCAUCCACUCUUUUUCUCUUCCGUAUGAAAACGUCUCAUUCUUGACAUAUCUUGAUGUAAAGCAAUUUAUAACUGUUUUGAGAUGCGAAAAACCAGUAGAUGGUGACUGGUACUGGGGUAUUUCUUCAGAGAGUUGUGUUGGUGGAAUUGAUGUUGAUGAGGAAAAUCAAUAUUCUUAUUUAUAUGGUGUAGAUGAUUCUUUUGAAUCAGAAGUGAGAGAUAUAGAAGAGUCAUGCAGAAUAGAGAUGAAGGUAGUGAUUAGUUGGUGGGAUGGAAAGGUGAAAUGUAAUAACAAAUAUCCAGAAGUUGAAACUGAGUAUGUGACUGGAAUUGAGCUUCGUUGGCGACCAAUAAGCUGUGAGGGAGACAGCGAGGAACAACCAUUGCCACUCACCUGCACUCUCUUAAAUGCAGCAGUUGGCCAAUUCCCAUUUUUCCUACUUAUAUCAUUAUCCUUUAGCAUUGUUGGAAAAUUUGUUCUUGGCUCACCCUUUGUGAUUGCGGUUUUGAUAUCUAAAUGGAGAAAAAAACAUUUAUCCAUAUAUGACAUGGUUGAAGAUUUCAUCCAAAGUCACAACAACUUCAUACCCAUUCGAUACUCUUAUUCUCAAAUCAAAACGAUGACCAAACAUUUCAAGCAUAAGUUAGGUGAAGGAGGUUAUGGUACUGUCUACGAAGGAGUGCUUCGGAGCAAACGUAGAGUAGCUGUUAAGGUAUUGACUAAGUCUCAAACCAAUGGACAAGACUUUAUCAAUGAAGUUGCAACCAUUGGAAGAAUUCGUCAUGUCAAUGUGGUUGAGCUAAUCGGAUUUUGUGCUGAAAGAACAAAGCAAGCUUUGGUUUACGAGUUUAUGUCUAACGGUUCUCUUGAUAAACACACGUUUUCACAAGAGCAAGGAAAUUCUUCUUCAUUAGGAUACGAUAAAAUCUAUGUCAUUUCGCUUGGAAUUGCUCGUGGAAUUCAAUACUUACACCAAGGUUGUGACAUGCAAAUCAUACAUUUUGAUAUAAAACCUCAUAACAUUCUUCUUGAUGAGAAUUUCAACCCAAAAAUAUCUGACUUUGGUUUGGCAAAAUUGUAUCGAAUAGAUCAAAGUAUUUUAACUUUAACAGCAGCAAGAGGAACAAUGGGUUACAUGGCCCCUGAAUUGUUAUACAAGAACAUUGGAAGCAUAUCUCAUAAAGCCGACGUUUUUAGUUUUGGAAUGAUGCUAAUGGAAAUGGCAGGUAAAAGAAAGAACAAAAAUUAUAUAGAGAAUUGUUGGCAAGACUACUUUCCUAAGUGGAUUUAUGAUCAGUUUGAGGAAACAAUAGACACAAACAACGGAACCCAGGAGGAAAAGAAUAUUGCAAUGAAGAUGAUUGUGGUUGCCUUGAAAUGCAUACAAAUGAAACCUGAUGAUCGGCCUUCAAUGAAUGAAGUGAUAGAAAUGCUUGAAGGAGACGAAGUUCCUCAACACCUUCCACUUGAUCCACAAUCUCUAUUAACUUGGGAGACGAUGUCAACAGAUGCACAUGAAUUCAAUGGCAACUAACAUUCAUCAUGAGCUACAUGUGAAGUGGAAGUGCAACAAGUAUGAAAGUGAAACCAAUGAUAUUGAUUCCAACUAUUAUGCAUUUUUGUUUCUUUACUUUUAUUAGCAUAUGUUACUUUAGACGCUAUGACUUUUUCAUACUCAGUCAUUAAACAUGCAUGUAAAUGUAUACUUUAAUAACUUGCCUCAUGAACAAUCUUAAUGAUUUUUGAAUAAUCUU
This is a messenger RNA of Vicia villosa (hairy vetch), 2433 nucleotides long. RefSeq names its product rust resistance kinase Lr10-like. The transcript has 3 exons. Gene Ontology annotation, molecular function: ATP binding; protein kinase activity. The record is from RefSeq and is a predicted model, not a curated record. Gene Ontology annotation, biological process: protein phosphorylation. The coding region runs from base 363 to 2213 and encodes 616 amino acids. Lineage: Eukaryota; Viridiplantae; Streptophyta; Magnoliopsida; Fabales; Fabaceae.